This is a messenger RNA of Penicillium taxi, 1941 nucleotides long. Its product is annotated as putative ATP dependent RNA helicase. The record is from RefSeq and is a predicted model, not a curated record. The transcript has 2 exons. Lineage: Eukaryota; Fungi; Ascomycota; Eurotiomycetes; Eurotiales; Aspergillaceae. Gene Ontology annotation, cellular component: intracellular anatomical structure; catalytic step 2 spliceosome. Gene Ontology annotation, molecular function: RNA binding; ATP hydrolysis activity. The coding region runs from base 1 to 1941 and encodes 646 amino acids.
AUGGCUUCAGAGAUGGAGCUCUCAAGCUCCUUCAUUUCGGCAUUGUACAAGCCAGCAGACUCAUUGCCGAUUGCAAAGCAUAAGGAAACACUUCUCUACCUUGUUGAGACCUAUCCGGUCACCAUUGUGGUGGGCCAGACGGGAAGCGGAAAGACAACCCAGCUACCACAGUACCUGGAUCAAGCAGGCUGGUGUGAAGAUGGAAAGGUUAUCGCCGUCACACAGCCUCGCCGGGUGGCUGCCACGACAGUUGCGACUCGGGUUGCAAAAGAGAUGCACACCAAGCUCGGUGAAGACGUGGGGUACUCAAUCCGCUUUGAGGAUGUCACAUCCCCUGUAACCCGAAUCAAGUUCCUCACAGAUGGAAUGCUCCUUAGAGAGGCUUUGGUUGAUCCGUUACUAUCUCGGUACUCCGUGAUUAUGGUUGAUGAAGCCCAUGAAAGGUCUCUAAGCACCGAUAUUCUUCUUGGCAUUCUCAAAAAAAUUAGAAAAAAGCGCCCUGAGCUUCGUAUCAUCAUCAGCAGUGCGACUUUGCAGGCAGAGGACUUUUUGCGGUUUUUCGCUGGUGAUGAGUACCAACCGAAUGCUGAGCCUGAUGAUCGGGGCGGCAAAGUUGGACGAAUUAUAAGCAUGGAGGGUAGAAUGUUCUCUGUGGACACCUUGUUCCUUGAAAAUCCCGCAAACGACUAUGUCGAACGAGCAGUCAAGACGGUCAUGGAUAUCCACACCCAGGAAGCAGAGGGUGACAUACUUUUAUUCUUGACGGGCCGAGAAGAGAUUGAUCGGGUUAUCCAGAUGUUAUCGGAACGCGCAGCAGAUCUCCAUCCAAAGAUGCCUUCAUUACUCACACUGCCUCUAUAUGCCGGUCUUACAACGGAUCAGCAGAUGUACGUCUUCGAACCAGCGCCAGAUAAUUCUCGAAAAGUCGUCGUGUCGACCAACAUUGCAGAGGCAUCUGUGACAAUAGACGGCAUCGUCUACGUGGUAGACUGUGGAUACUCCAAACUGAGGGCCUACAAUCCGAAUACCGGCAUUGAGACAUUAACAGCGGUGCCAAUAUCGAAAGCAUCUGCUACCCAACGAGCCGGACGAGCGGGCAGAACAAAAGCUGGCAAGUGUUUCCGUCUGUACACUCAGCAAAGCUAUGAGAAACUCCCCCAAGCAACCAUCCCCGAGAUCCAGCGGUCCAAUCUUGCUCCAAUGAUCAUGCAGCUCAAAGCUUUGGGUAUUGACAACAUUGUGCGAUUUGACUUUUUGACAUCACCACCAGCCGAACUGGUGAUUCGUGCCUUUGAGCUUCUGUUUUCACUUGGUGCUGUCGAUGAUUAUGCCAAGCUCACCAAACCACUAGGAAUGCAUAUGGCGGAGCUUUCGGUGGAUCCAAUGAUGGCCAAGGUUCUACUCACUGCGCCGAAAUUCAAUUGUUUGAGCGAGAUCCUAACCAUAGCCGCUAUGGUCAGUCUCCAAGGCACUGUCUGGGUGCAACAUGAUGGUGAGAAACGGAUUGCGGAGAGUCAUCGGCGAAAGUUUGCUGUUGAGGAAGGCGACCAUUUAACCUACCUCAAUGUGUACCAGGCUUUUGUCACGAAGGGCAAAAAGGACUCCCAAUGGUGCCGCAGGAAUCUUCUAAACUACAAGGCUUUACAGCGGGCAGUGAGCAUUCGUGGUCAGCUCAAACGAUACUUGGAACGUUUCGGGAUUUCGGUUGACGAAACCCUUUCGUCUCGACUGUCAGUGGUUGAUCCCAGCAAACAGCCUGAACAGAUCCAGCGCUGCCUGACAACUGGGUACUUUGCGCAUGCGGCAAAGAUGCAGCCAGAUGGAACAUUUAAAACAGUCAGCGGCGGUCUUACUCUACACCCUCAUCCAAGCUCUUUGAUGUUUGUAAGUUGUCCAACUGCUUAUUCCGGGAGAAUCGUAUCCUCGCUAACUUUGAUCUAG